Messenger RNA from Mesorhabditis spiculigera, 1527 nucleotides. The record is from the annotation of a GenBank genome assembly. NCBI's taxonomy places the organism in Eukaryota, Metazoa, Nematoda, Chromadorea, Rhabditida, Rhabditidae.
AUGCCCCGCAAGUACAUCACGGCCAAGCAGCUGAGCGACAUCCUGGACGAGUGGGAGACACUGCGCGCCCAGACUACCGGUUUGCUGCUGGACGAUGAACAAAUGGAGAAGCUCGUCGACGACGCGCCGACGCUCAAGGACUACAAAGUGGAUGCGCGAAGCCUCAAGGGAAAGAUCAAGUCAAGGAUCGACGCCAUCAACCUGGCGAUGAGCAAACGCGACACCGACCCAGCAAUGGACCGCGCCAUCAUCGACCACGACGGCGAACAAGUGUUGCAAGACAUGAUCGACUACGGUUCUCGUCUCGACACCUGCAUCAAAGCGGCCUACAGCGGUGGCGUCUUGAAGGAGGAAGAACCGUCUUCCGACUCCAACGAUGAUAUGGCUGACGGCAACGACUCGGACGCUGCUGACCCAAAGCUCGAGGAGCCGCACAACGAGGACGAGCGUAAAGCUGUGCCCCUUGAGACACCCGACAUCGAUGAUCCCGACACUCGCUCGAAGGCCACCCUUGCCGGACUGAAUUUUCUCAUCAAAAGUUUCGGUGAAACACAGGAGCUGAACAAGAAACAACGUGAAGCCGACUUGAAGCUGCAAAGCCAAGAGCGUCGUGAGCAUGCUGAACUCAUCCGCGGCAUCAACAACCAGAUCAAUACUCUGGACGCCGUCAUGAAGAAGCAACUCUACGACUUCCAAAAGCGACUCUCCGAUGUGGAAUCGAAACUUCGCGACACCACGGCCACCCAGCCUGCCGUUGUUGCCCCAACUACGCAGAUCGUCGUCCAAACUCCGGUUUCCGACAACAACACCACUUCGGCCCCCUCAAGUUCGAACAAUGCUGAUGAGGAUUCGACACAAGCCGAUGAGCCACUCCUUGCGUGUGAACUCGAGAUGCUGAAGACGAUCCCCGCCAACAUGCUGAAGAGCCCCGGCGGUCUUCAUCUCUUCGAACAGUUCAACUCCGAAGAAUCGCGACAGAAACGCCUCGAAUACCGCGGUGCCUACUUCGUCCUCCAGAAUGAAGGCAAGCACGAGAAGUUCGAUGGCACCGGUGAAUUUCGUUCGGCAUGGAUGCGCUUCCUCGUCAAGGCCAAUCAAGUUUGCGUCUCCGAUGGUGAAAAGCUGGAUCUUUUGGUCAACUUCCUCACCGGCGACUUGAGGCGCACCAUCCGCACCUACAUCAUGACAACUCGUGGCCUGUUUGAUGCUGUGCUUCAGCUUUUCGACUCCUAUUUCCACGCCGCUGAUCGACAGAUACUGGCUGUUGAGACGAUGCUCGACCUGGACCCCGUCACCGAGGACUUCCAGGAUCUCGACAAGUUCUUCGCCACCCUGCGACAAGCCGCCAGCGAAUUGAAGCACAACAACUGCAAUGAGGCUCGCACCAAGCAAGACAUCAUCCACAAGAGCCUCUCGUUGCUAAUCCUUGUCUUGGCUACGGUACUCGCCGUGCAGAUUUCCAAGCUCUCGAAAUCUCGCGGCGGAAACAAGGGUGGCAAAAAAUCCGAAUUUGGAUCUAGACCUUUC